Messenger RNA from Phoenix dactylifera (date palm), 1629 nucleotides. RefSeq lists its product as uncharacterized. Lineage: Eukaryota; Viridiplantae; Streptophyta; Magnoliopsida; Arecales; Arecaceae. The record is from RefSeq and is a predicted model, not a curated record.
GCCAACAAAGGAACAUUUAACUAAAGUAGUAAAAGGAGGAGGACAAAAGAAGAAAAACUUUCAGAAAGGAGAUUGGAAAUAUGCUGAAUGCAUUAAUAGUGAAGUUUGUUUGCACUUUUCCAUUCCAGAAACACGAAGAUCUAUCGAUGAAGAAAAGUUAACAGGUAGAUUUCCUUUUUGUGCAACUAAAGAACUCUCAACAACAGAAAAUGUUCAUGGUGAUGUGUCUUUACUUGCUCUUCAUACACGUAAUAGGUGCAGAAACAGUUCUGCUUCAUCUGAGGGGAGACUUUUAGAAAGUUCAAUUACGGUCAAAGCUGAAACAUUAAAUACCAGGAUGAAACCAUCAAAGAAAAAAGGUAAUGAUAACCUGAUAGCUGGACAUAGCCUUGAGGUUGAAAAAAAUGGGGUCCGUUCUGUUCCAAGGGACCAUGACAUUGUAAAUGCACCUAAUGAUACUAUGUGCACAUCUACAUGCAAGCAUGCUCUGGAUCUGGCUACAGUUGAAGUUGGAAAGGGUUCUCUUGAGUCAUCACCCAUGAAACUUGAUACUGAAGAUCGAGAGCAUGGGCUUCAGCCGUGCAUUGUAUCCACUCCAGCUGCUACUGGUGUAAUGCAUAGACUAGAUGGUGGACACGCUCAUGACUGCAUUGGCAUGAAUGGUGACAACCAAAGUGAGUCUUUAAAGUGUGCUGUUAAAACUCCAAAUCAUUUAGACUAUUCAGUGAAGAAGCAAUCUAGCAAUAAUACAAAAUUAGCUAUGACUGGAGAAAAUAUUGUGAGCAUACCAAAUGAUCAACAUGCAAAAGAAUUUGUAGUAAUGGAGCAACCUUCCAGAGAGAAGAAAUUGCAUACUACCAGAAAGGGAACAGCUUGGAGGCCAAUUUCAUCUGUGUAUCAAUCUCCAAAUACUCGGGGUAAGGCUCAUAAAUUAUCUAUGGCCUCACCUGAAUAUCUUAACCUAAAAAGAUCUAGAUCAGGUCGAUUGAUUGUUCCUCCACUGGCUAACUGGUGCCAACAGAUAGUUUAUGAUGUGGAUGGUUCAAUUACAGGUAUUAGAGGUGUGGAUGUAUUGAAUUCCCCUGGGAUAGGAAGCAAGUCGGAGACUGUGAAGAAGAGAAAGAUGUUUACCUGAGCAGUUAAAUAUGUUGCGGUUGACAGUGGGGCUUUCAUCCUUGUGACCUCAAGUGCUGAAGAUAAUCUAUAGUGAAAGUGAUCAACUUGCAUUUUCAGGGAUUGUAGAAGAACCAUGACAAGUUGCACUGAAGUAUAGUCCACUCUAUCAAGAUUUGCUCUUUGAUUGUGUAUACAAAAGAUUUCUCUUUUUCAAAUGUGUUAGUACCUCGUACCUCGCAUCCUUUGCUACUGGCCACUGACAUGCAUCUCGGUUUAAGUCAAAAGGAAGGGAAAUUAUGGCCAGGGGACUUGAUGCUGGUACCGAAGCUUCCAUGUGUAUAUCAAAGUAGAUUUCUCACUGUUUGUGUCUGAUUCUUUUGAUAGCAACAUUUUGUCUGUUUAAUACCUUAAAAACACUGCUAGUGGCCAGUGUGAAUGGUUCAAGCCAAAGGGCAGGGCAAUGGGACUUGACACAAUAAUUGAAGCAGUAAUAUUGACAACUGUGGUUUCUUA